This is a messenger RNA of Symbiodinium sp. CCMP2592, 1674 nucleotides long. The record is from the annotation of a GenBank genome assembly. NCBI's taxonomy places the organism in Eukaryota, Dinophyceae, Suessiales, Symbiodiniaceae.
AUGUGUCGUGGGCAGCUGCAGACGGGCGAAGACGGCUUGCUCACGAUGCCGACCCCUUGGUGCCGGACGCCUGCACAAGCGGUAGGGCACGUGCCGAUUUUCAAUCCCGAGCGCGAGCAGCUUGAAGCAAUGGCAUACACGCUGUUGAGCACGAACGCAUGGCUACUGCAGCAUGCCCAACAGCUGCAGUGCAAGCUGUAUCACGCCAAUCAACAGCUGGAGGAUUGUAACAUGCAGUGCUAUCAGAUGCAACAUUGGCUCAUGCAAAUGGGGCAACACCAUCGGCAAGAUGUGUGCCAAGAGACGGAGCUGUGGUGUCAUGCAGCGCGACAGCAUGGUGAUGAUCCGGCAGCCUUGCAGCGACUUGUCACCACAAGAUCAUCGAGCUCUUCGCCAGAACUGGACAAGGACUUCUGCGAUCAAUUGGAUGUGGCGGAUGGGUCUGAAGAAAACCGCAGGUCCAUCUUUGACGUAGACCCUGUGGAUCUCAUGUCUCCAGCGCAUCGUCGUCACGAGCGUCGCCAGCCGACUUUUGAUGCGAGGUGCUGCAAAGCGGAACCACCGCCGGGAGGCUUAUCCGAUAUCGAGGAGCCAGCGGCGACGGAGGGCGCGCCUCCAACUGCUGCUGGGCCGCCACAGCAGCCACUAUGCAAAGACAGUGCCUGCGAUCCUGACCGCGAUCCGCACAGAAUCAGCACGGGCAGCAACGACAGCACCCGCGUUCCGUCCGACAAUGAUGAUUUAUCGGAGGAUUCAGGCGACGAUGAGCAGCAACGUGGUGACGAUCGGCCAGUCGGUGGUUCCUCGCAAGAGGCCUCGGCGACGAGGCCUUCCCACCGUCCUACGGCGAUCCAAGGCAUCCAGGUGGGCAUUGGGGAAUGCAGUCCCCAAGACCUUCAUGUGCCAAACCUGCUGCCGUAUCUCAGCGUGCAGGAGUUGCUGAGCUGGCGGCUGGUUUCCCGACGCACGAGAAGCCCCGAGGCAUUGAUCGAGCACUUGAAGGAGAUGGGCAGCAUGGACAGGCCCGCAUCAGCUGUCGCUUUUUCUGACAUGGCGACCGCGAUCGCUCGCAGCCCGGAGACAUCCUUCGCGGCAGCGUGUGGAGGCGAUGUCAAGCAGCAGAAGUUCCACGAGUGUCAGCGGUGGUGCAUGGCCCUGGCAUCCAAGAACAGAACACACUUUGCCGAAAUCCAGGUGCGGCGCCUUGUGGACCAGAACCUGCAAAGUUUGCUUCGGCACUGCCGAAGCGCGGAUGAGUCAGUGGCGACAGCCGCCAUGAUGGUGAUUUCGAACUACGCGUCCGAUGCCCUGCCUUUCGUGCAGCGCUUCAUUGCAAAGGCCAUGCUAGCAUUGCUGGAAGACCUGGUCGAGUCCGACGACAUACCCUUCAACUUGCGUCGGCUAGCGCAUUGCAUGCAGCCGCUGGCAUGUGUAUUGCGAUCGAUGCGCAAGCGUCAGCGUCAGAAGUGGGUGUCCCUCCUGGUCAAAGUGCUGAUGAACCGACAUGUUCUCAAAGAUCCAUUGAUCGAACGGCUGAAGAUGCUAUGGCUUGUUGAUGACAACCCUCAGCAGACUUAUGCCGAAGCUAUACAGCAGCUGCGGUCUCACAUGAAGUCCACCUCCGGAGAUCUGCAGCGUCGCCUGAGGCUUCUUGUUCACCACAGCUGCUUCUGA